AUGACGCUGUACUAUUCGAUUGUGUUUGCCCUCCUGAUCCUGGAGAUGGCCAUGUUCAUGCUCUUGAUUGUGCCUCUGCCUUUCUCGGCGCGUCGUAAGCUGUUCCGUUUCCUUGCCACCAGUGAGAUUGUUGGCCAGAUUAAUUACUGCAUCCGUAUCACCUUUAUUUUCGUCGCUGUGCUGUUCAUCGAUGCGUUCCAGCGCAUGAUGAAGGUCUCGCAAGAGUUUAAGGUCGCUGAGGGUCGGGAAGGUUUCCAGGACUUCCGCACGGAGACCAACUACCAUGCCAAGAAGUUCUAUGCGCAGCGCAACGUGUAUCUUACAGGCUUUACGCUGUUCCUUAGCUUGAUCCUUGCGCGCACGCACUCGCUUGUGCUGGACCUGAUCAACACGCAAGAAGAGCUCGUUGCGAACAGCCCCACCAAGGCGGUCUCGGGCGACGUGAAGAAGUACCAGACAGAGAUUGAGACGAUGAAGAAGCAGAUGCAGCAGCAGCAGACGGAGUACAACCGUCUUUCGGACGAGCUGGCUAAGGCUCAGUCCAACGUCUCGGACAAGAAGAGCGACUAA
Molecule: messenger RNA, 570 nt
Organism: Malassezia pachydermatis
Lineage: Eukaryota; Fungi; Basidiomycota; Malasseziomycetes; Malasseziales; Malasseziaceae
Product: endoplasmic reticulum protein
Exons: 2
Coding region: 1-570 (189 amino acids)
Biological process (GO): endoplasmic reticulum to Golgi vesicle-mediated transport; intracellular protein transport
Cellular component (GO): endoplasmic reticulum membrane; endoplasmic reticulum
Source: RefSeq, a predicted model, not a curated record